Molecule: messenger RNA, 1765 nt
Organism: Doryrhamphus excisus (bluestripe pipefish)
Lineage: Eukaryota; Metazoa; Chordata; Actinopteri; Syngnathiformes; Syngnathidae
Gene: hykk.2
Product: hydroxylysine kinase, tandem duplicate 2
Molecular function (GO): amino acid kinase activity
Source: RefSeq, a predicted model, not a curated record
AGACCAGACAAUCAUAAAGGAUAUUUUCUGACGAGGGAUCCGCUAGUCACAUAUCAUAUAACCUGUUGAGUUUUAAACGGUUUAAACACUAUAUGCUAUUUGCUGUCUUCUGGAACAUUCCACAAACCGUAGGCUAAAAGUUCCUUUCCGAGUGUGUUGUUCCCCAACGGACCCAAAGUGCGGCACAAUUUAACGGAAGGAAAACGGCACCGAAUGGAGCGAUGCUAAAAACGGCAUUUUAGCCAUGGACAAAAGCUGACAAAGAGAGGUACACUCGCAACAUGUCAGAGCAGCACUCCAAGCCCAAUGUCAGCCCCUCCCAGGCCGCAGACCUUGUGAAGAAACACUACAACCUGACCCCCUCCCAAACAAAAGACCUCCCCAGCUACGAGGACCAGAACUUCCACGUAGUGACGUUGGACGGUGGCCAGUAUCUCCUGAAGAUCAUGAACUCGGAGGACAGUAAGGACCCCACCCUGUUUGAACUGCAGACCUACGCCAUGACCUUCCUGGAGGAGAAUGGACUUCCCACUCAAACAGCCGUGAAGACAACCGCGGGGCAGGGCAUGUUCCUGGAAGACCUGGAUUGCGGUUAUGGCCGACGGAAGUACCUGGUCCGCCUGUUGACCUAUUUACCUGGAAUCCCGAUUGCCAAGGUUCCUUUCUCACCACAGCUACUUUAUGAAGUGGGCCAGACAGCAGCCAGGAUGGACACCAUUCUCAAAGAGAUGAAACAUCCUCAACUGUCGGUGCUGCGGAGGAAGGACUUCAUAUGGGAUUUGUCCAAUCUGGUCCUCCUGGAGAAGUACAUGCACGUCCUGGAUGGAGACCCUCUCCAGGAGGUUGUGAAGACCGUCCUGCAUCAGUACAAGACCUUUGUGGCCCCCAAAUACGCCGGUUUCCGCAAGUGUCUCAUCCAUGGAGACUUCAAUGACCUCAAUGUGCUCGUGGAAGCCAAUGACGGGGACGGUCACAGGAUCUCUGGUAUCAUCGACUUUGUGGACAUGCACAUGAGUUAUUACGUCCACGAGCUCGCCAUCACACUGACGUACAUGAUGCUGGAGCACGCCAAGCCCGUGGAGGUGGGGGGUCCCAUCCUGGCGGGCUGGGAGAGCGUCUUUCCGCUCAACGAGGAGGAGAAAGUUUGUCUCUUUUGGUUGGUGCUGGCACGCUUAAGCCAGUCGUUGGUGCUCGCUCGCUAUUCUGUGACGCUGCACCCUGAAAACGAAGAAUAUUUAACCAUUUCGUGCAGGAAAGGAGUUCCUAUUUUGUGUCGCUUUUUGGAGAUGGGGAAAGAGCAGGUGGAGAAAGUGUGGUUCCAGUCCGCCGCUCAAUUCGACUCCAAGAACGGAAAGUAAAAGAAACCAAUGCCGACUCCAUCCUAAGAGACAUUCCCAAACUUUGACCUCCCAGACGAAGAGGUACGUCCUUCAUGACCAAAACAUACAUUCGUUACUUACAUAACAAUAACAUUCAUUCGGCUGCGAGGCGGACCGUCGAGCUUCUGGGGAGGCCAGAACAUGUGUUCGAUUCCCGCUGACCGGAUGAGAAAUAUCUGGUGCAAACUUUGAUAGUUCAUUUAAGGGCUUGAUGAUGAUUUAUGGCCCGUUUCACUUCUUAAUGAAGGACGUGUAGGACUGGGGUCUCAAACUCAAUUUACCUGGGGGUCACCGGAGUUAGGUUCUGGGUGAAGCCGGGCCGCAUCAGGUUUUCAAAACAUUUAUUAAAAACUGGAAAAAAAAAUCAAUAAAAAAACUAUCUACAA